Cucurbita pepo subsp. pepo (vegetable marrow) is the source of this 1662-nucleotide messenger RNA. RefSeq names its product cyclin-D2-1. Lineage: Eukaryota; Viridiplantae; Streptophyta; Magnoliopsida; Cucurbitales; Cucurbitaceae. The record is from RefSeq and is a predicted model, not a curated record.
CCUCCUCUUCUCUUUCCCAACAGUCUGUCCUCAACAGCUCUCUCUCUAAACCCAUUUCGUAAGAAACAUCAAAUGCUGUUUUUAUUGGUUUGAUAUUUCUUAGCUGAGAUUUUGAAACGUUCUUCAAUGGCGGAUAGCUUUUACUGUACAGAGAGUGUCAAUACUUGCUUUGAUGAGCUUGAAUGUAAUGCCACAAACAAUGAGUUUGAGCGAAUCGAGUGUUUUGGAUCCGGGAAUUCGAUGGUCUCUGCGAUACAGAGUGAACAGAGGAUAAGAGAAAUGGUUGAGCAAGAGAUUCAGCAUUUGCCUAGACAUGAUUAUCUUAAGAGAUUGCGUUGUGGGGCAUUGGAUUCCAAGUUUAGGAGAGACGCUAUUGAUUGGAUUUCGAAGGCUCAUGCCCAUUACAGCUUUGGAGCUUUGAGUCUAUGUCUAUCUAUGAACUACUUGGAUCGUUUCCUCUCAGAAUAUCACAUGCCUAUGGAUAAAAGCUGGAGUGUGCAGCUGCUGUCAGUAGCUUGUAUGUCUCUGGCAGCCAAGAUGGAGGAGACACAAGUUCCUCUUCCCAUAGAUUUACAGGUUGAGGAACCCAAGUUCGUGUUCGAAUCAAAAACCAUUCUAAGAAUGGAGCUUCUGGUUCUAAGCAGGUUGAAAUGGAAGAUGCGAGCCAUUACUCCAUUUUCUUUCAUUGAUUAUUUCCUUACUAACAUCACUGUUGAGCCGCACGAACCGAGGCUAUCCUUAUUCAAAUCUUCACAGCUCAUUCUGAGCACAAUUAAAGGCAUUGACUUCUUGGAAUUCAAACCCUCUGAAAUUGCUUUGGCUGUGGCUAUGUCUGUUUCUGGAGUAGUUCAAGCAGCAGACAUCAAUAAAGCAAUCCUUGCUUUUCCAUACAUGGAGAAAGAGAGAGUAAUGAAGUGUAUUGAGCUGAUAAGAGAUUUUUCAUUGAUUAGUAAUGUAUAUGGGGUUGGUGGUUCAGUUCCUCAGAGCCCUGUUGGAGUGUUGGAUGCAGCUUGUUUGAGUUACAAAACAGAGGAAUUAACAGCAGGGUCGUGCGGCAAUUCUUCUUCUAGAGACAGUCCAGACAGCAAGAGAAGGAGACUAGACAGACCAUGAAAGAACACACAAAACAGAGUGAAAAAAACAGAGGAUGGAUAGGGAAUUACAUCAGAGUGUCAUUUUGUUUAGAGUUUUACUGAGAAUCAAAAGUAAAAAAAAGAUUUCAAAUUUCCACAAUGUAAGUUUCAGAUAGCUUAGAGAGAGAAAGAGAAAGGGGAAAAAACAGAGCAGAAAGCAGAGAACUGUUGAACUCCAAGCCUAAAUUCACUUUUGUCCGCAGAAUUUACUGUAAAAGAAGGAAUCAGUUUUCCAAGAAGCAGAGGAAGAAUAUGAAAGAGAGAAGAACUGCUGUGGUUUGUGCGCUUUUUAUUCUUAGGGGUUAAAAUAAUUGAGUUAUUGUAUGGCAGAGAAGAACAGAGCAAAGAACAGAGCAGAACAGAACAGAACAGAACAGAGGUGUUUUUUGGGGAUUGAGAAAGAGGACCCACUUGGUCAAACGCUUCUCGGUUUGACUGUAUGACCAGUCAACAUCUGGGAUGGAUCGCUCUGUAAGAACAAACUCUGUAUGUAUAUAAUGAUGAUUCAAAAACAAACGGAAAAAAAUGU